AUGCCGCCCUUCACCCAGACCGACACUACCCUCUACCGCAAAGAUGUGGCCUCCGGAGGUCGUUCGCUUACUGCCGCAGAGCGCGAGAAGCUCCUUCAGCCAUAUCUCCCUGCUCCGCAGUCAGAUUCCACCGCGAUGGACUCUAGAUGGUCCGCGACCGGCCCCCAGAAAAAGUACAGAGGCCACAGACGAAGAGUGCGGCCACUCCUGAAAGCAAAACUGCACUUCCUUGUUUUCUUCCUCAUCCAGCUUGUCUUUGGUAUCUACAUCCGCCUACGUCAAAUUUACAAUGCCACGUUCGACCGUUUAUUAGCCAUUCGACAUUAUCACCACCGCUCCCCCGAACUCAUUCAAAGAGAUGUACAAAACCUUGAACGAAUACCAGAGCAUCUGAGCGUUAUCCUCAAAUUCAAAUCAAAGGAAGAUGGUGGACUAGAAGCAUUGAUGGAUGAAGUCGCCGAAUUGUGUGCCUGGUCCGCGGCCGCAGAGAUCCCGCUGUUGAGCGUAUAUGAGAAAUCGGGCAUCCUAAAGUCCUAUAUUCCAUCCUUGAAAGAGUUGGUGGAGCAGAAACUAGCCUCAUACUUUGGCCCCCCUCCUACUACACCUGUUCUGAGAGUCUUUGCUCCAAAUCAUCCAUCUAUGGCUCCCUCGCCUUCACCGUCGCCGCAAAUCGCCGUGCAGACAGGCAAUGGACACACACACCCCUCGACGGCUACCAAGCGACAGCCUCUCGAUCUUCUCCUGCUGUCGGCAGCCGACGGUAGAGACACCCUAGUUGACCUGACCCGAACUUUGGCCGAGAUGUCUCAGGCACAAAAGCUCAGCCCAAAGCAUAUCACGUCCAAACUGAUCGACACCGAAAUUAGCGCGACCACAUCGAUCCUAGGUUUACGGGCGACAGGCGGCCACAGCACUAGACCAUUGGAUAGGCUAUCGGACAAGGGACCUGAUCUAGCAGAGCCCGACCUCGUCAUUGUUUUCGGCCCGUACGUGAAGCUGGACGGAUAUCCUCCGUGGCAGGUCAGACUCAGCGAGAUCUUCUGCGUGGGUGACUCUGGUGGGGAUGUCUCUGGCAGUGGCAGUACCAGGGUCGAAUAUCAGGCCUUCUUGAGAGGUCUGUGGAAAUAUGCUGGUGCCGAAAUGAAAUUUGGUAGAUGA
Molecule: messenger RNA, 1158 nt
Organism: Capronia epimyces CBS 606.96
Lineage: Eukaryota; Fungi; Ascomycota; Eurotiomycetes; Chaetothyriales; Herpotrichiellaceae
Exons: 1
Coding region: 1-1158 (385 amino acids)
Cellular component (GO): dehydrodolichyl diphosphate synthase complex; endoplasmic reticulum membrane
Molecular function (GO): ditrans,polycis-polyprenyl diphosphate synthase [(2E,6E)-farnesyl diphosphate specific] activity
Source: RefSeq, a predicted model, not a curated record